AUGAGCGUCAAGGGCUCCGUAGCCGCCGUGGGGCAUAUAGUUCAGGAGCAGCUGCAGAUGAAGUACGGCCUAUCCCUGGACAUGGACGAUUUCCUGCGGAAGGUGGACAGCCUUUGCCGCGCGCAGCUGAGCGGCGAGGAUUGGGAUCCCUGGCAGGUGGUGAAUUGCUUCAACAGCAUCAAGGACAUGCGGUUCCGAAGCCGCGACGCCUCCAAGAUCCUGGCCCUGCGCCUGGAACCGGAGUCCGUGGUCUUCGACCGCCUGUUACAGGAGGUGAGGCUCAUGACCGGCACCUCCUGCGCCGUGGCAGUGGUGGGCCGCCGGCCUUCCGCCGUGGCGGUCUUCCGGGAGAGCUACGGGGCCCCGGCGUUCUCCACGGCGCUGGUGGGGCGGGGCGGCGCGCACGCGGAGCCGCUGGUGGUCUUCGGGCCGCCGGAGGUUCAACAGGCGCUUCUCUUGGGCGUCUCGGUGGUGGAGGUCUUGCGCCAUGAUGCCGAGAAGGAAGCGCUGCCCGCGCUGCGUGCGGAGUACGUCAGCCUCCGCGACAAACCCGGCGCCAAACCGCCCGCGGACCUGGCGGUUUCGGCGCCCCCCAACACCCCGGAGCUGAAGUCGCCGGUGCCGGUGAAUCUGCCGCCACCGCCGACGGAGGAGCACAUCGAUCGCCAGAAGUCUGUGCGCGCGGAUUCGCGGCUGGGGCUGGCGGAGGCACUCAGGGAGCGCCGGGCAGCCGAGGCGGCGCAGCCCAGCGUGGCCAGGAAGCCCAGAAGGCGGCACGUCCUGGAGCCAGUCGGCGCGGCAGAGGACCGGGAGCGUCCGGGCGGCCGAGGCAGAGUGGCAUGGCAGAGUGGCAUGUCAGCAUAUGUCAGCAUUUUUGGCCCUCACCUUUGGCAGCCGAGUCACAUUGUGGAAGCCAUGUCGCCCCGAGCCUUGCUGUUGGCGGCCAGCUGUGCCUCUGCCUGGGCCUGCACUAACAGUGGCGAGUUCGAUCAAACAGCCUUCACUGUGUCCCUGUAUGGCGGCUCCUUUGGUGGCAUGGCGAUUGCCUUGGUCAUGGUGAUCUUGGCUUCCUUGCCGCUGUGCUGCGGGGUGUUGAAGCAGUAUGGCAAGAUCAUUGCCACCGUGGCCAUCGUGCUUGGCAUUGUCUCCCUGCUGGUUCCCGCCUUUGGCUCCAUGGGCGCUUGCGUGCCCUUUGUGGAUGCCAUUUGCCAGGAGCGCUGCAGUGGCUACGAGUGCACGCAAGAAGAGAAGGAUGGCAUGGGAAGUCUUUGCAACGCGCUGGGCAUCUUCGUCGUGUACAUUGGAGCCUUCGGCUGGGCCACCGUCAUCCUGGGCAUUGUGGCCGCCUCGCUGGGUUGCUGCGUGUGCUGUGGCUGCUGCAAAGCCAAGACGGACGAGCCGUCCGGGUCGCCGCCUGUGGUGGUGGGGGCGGUUCAGAAGGCUUGA
Molecule: messenger RNA, 1446 nt
Organism: Effrenium voratum
Lineage: Eukaryota; Dinophyceae; Suessiales; Symbiodiniaceae
Source: the annotation of a GenBank genome assembly